Messenger RNA from Dictyostelium purpureum, 1168 nucleotides. RefSeq names its product Rab GTPase (gene rab21). Gene Ontology annotation, molecular function: GTP binding; GTPase activity. NCBI's taxonomy places the organism in Eukaryota, Evosea, Eumycetozoa, Dictyosteliales, Dictyosteliaceae. The record is from RefSeq and is a predicted model, not a curated record. Bases 233 to 859 code for a protein of 208 amino acids. The transcript is spliced from 5 exons. Gene Ontology annotation, biological process: Rab protein signal transduction.
CACUACUCAUAAAUUUUAAUAUAGUUUAUUUUUUUUUUUUUAUUUUUAUAAAAUUACUCGCACGCACACACGCAUACACACCCUUUCACCAAUAACAAAGAAAAUACAUUAUAAUAUCUUUUUAUUCAUUAUAUAUUAUUUUUAACUUUUCAAAUACUAUAUAUUUAAUACAGCUAAGGAGAUUUAAUAAUAAUUCAACAUAUAAAACAUAAUAGUAUAAUAUAAAUAUAUAAUGGCUGAUGCUGAUAAAAGUUUUAAAGUUGUUCUUCUAGGUGAAGGUUGUGUUGGAAAAACAUCUAUAGUUUUAAGAUAUAUACAAAAUACUUUUAAUGAUAAACAUUUAAUGACACAACACGCAGGUUUCUUUCAAAAAAAUAUAAAUAUAAAUGGUAAAAGAGUUUGUUUAACAAUUUGGGAUACAGCUGGUCAAGAAAGAUUUCAUGCAUUAGGACCAAUUUAUUAUAGAGGUUCACAAGGUGCUCUUGUUGUAUAUGAUAUUACAGAUAAUGAUUCUUUCAUUAAAGCAAAGAAUUGGAUUAAAGAAUUAAAAACAAUGUUGGGAAAUGAUAUUUCACUAUGUAUUAUUGGUAAUAAAUGUGAUCUAGAAAAAACCAGAGUUAUAACUUUAGCAGAAGCAGAAGCAUAUGCAAAAUCAGUAGGAGCAAUUCAUUAUAGUACUUCAGCAAAAUUAAAUAAAGGUAUUGAAGACCUUUUCUUAGAUCUUACUAGACGAAUGUUAUCAAACGUUUCAACAAGCACAAUACCAUCAUCUAGCAAUACAGCACAAACUACAAAUCGUUCAGAAAGAAUUCCAAUCGUUCCAGAUAAUGAACCUACCACUAAACCAGUUUGUUGUUGAAAUUAAAUUUAAAAAACACAAUUUUAUAAAUACAUUAAAAAAUAUAAAAAAAAAAUAAAAAAUAAUACAUAACCACAAAACAAAUAUUCUAAAUAAUAUAUAAUUUUAGCUUCAUAUUAUAGAUACAACAAACAUAAUAUUAAAAAAAGAUUCACCAUUCAAGAUCUAUAAUAAACUUUUCUCAUAUCACCAAACAUACAUAAUCAGAUACAUUAUUGGAUAAAUUAAUUUAUCAAAAUAACAAAUAGAUAAAAAAUAAAAAUAAAAAAAAAAAAAAAACAUUUUAAUUAACCUUUUUGUAAAAUUUAU